AUGCCGUCCCUAAACCCUAGUUAAACCCUCCAUCCCCCACGGAUUCUCUCCGGAUUCUUCCAGCCCUUUCAAUGGCGUUCUUCUCGAGCAUUCGCAAUGCGCUCGCGAAGUCCUCCGUGUCUCCAUCGGUUUUCCAAUCUCAGCCCUCUUUGAGCAGCUUUUAUUCAACGCUCACGGCGCCCAAGUUAUUUGUCAGCGGCCUUUCUAGAAUGACGACAGAUGAAAAGCUUCAGGAGGCAUUUGCAGCUUUUGGAAAUCUUGUUGAAGCGAAGGUUAUUACGGAUAGGAUGUCUGGCAGAUCAAAGGGGUUUGGCUUUGUCACAUAUGAAACAAUUGAAGAAGCAGAGAAAGCCAGAGAAGGAAUGAAUGCUAAAUUUCUAGAUGGAUGGGUUAUAUUUGUGGACCCUGCGAAACCAAGGGAGCUGAGGCCUCCACCUCAACAAGAGCCUCAACCUUCGGAAACUGGUUUCAGGACCAAUAAGACCGUUGGAUGGUGUGGUUAAUGCUUGUUGUGUCCAUUUCCAAUGUUCCCAUUCUUGAUUGUGGUUCUACGCUCUAAUUUAUUUGGUGCCUGAUGCUCUUGGAUUGAUUGAGAAGUGGAUCAAAACCAUUGUUUGGGAUGAGGAUUGUCAAGUCUUCAUAUAUUAAGUUGAUAUGUAUAAAUCACGUGCUAUUCAACUUUUCAUGUUCCUUUUUGUUUCUGA
Messenger RNA from Eucalyptus grandis, 704 nucleotides. RefSeq names its product organelle RRM domain-containing protein 2, mitochondrial. Bases 72 to 503 code for a protein of 143 amino acids. The record is from RefSeq and is a predicted model, not a curated record. The transcript is spliced from 3 exons. Gene Ontology annotation, molecular function: RNA binding. NCBI's taxonomy places the organism in Eukaryota, Viridiplantae, Streptophyta, Magnoliopsida, Myrtales, Myrtaceae.